This is a messenger RNA of Mastomys coucha (southern multimammate mouse), 2992 nucleotides long. Its product is annotated as butyrophilin subfamily 2 member A2. Bases 268 to 1812 code for a protein of 514 amino acids. Gene Ontology annotation, molecular function: signaling receptor binding. NCBI's taxonomy places the organism in Eukaryota, Metazoa, Chordata, Mammalia, Rodentia, Muridae. The record is from RefSeq and is a predicted model, not a curated record. Gene Ontology annotation, biological process: regulation of cytokine production; T cell receptor signaling pathway. The transcript is spliced from 8 exons. Gene Ontology annotation, cellular component: external side of plasma membrane.
GAAAUUGUGAGACUUGCACGCGGAGUGGGUCCACCAAAGUCCGCUGUUGCGAGUCCCCGCACUUUGUGACUAAUGGAGAGCGUAAAGUUCUUUCCUCUCUCCUGUAGCAGUUUGUUCUCUGGUGGCGACUGUGCUCAGCGGCGAGUUGGAGAGUAGAAAAAGGGCAGGAUAAUCAGCGUUUGAGGGUCAGAGAACAAAAGAAAACGCAGUUAAUUCUAGAAGGUUUUCUGUCCGCACGUGACCUAGGUGCCUCUGUCCUGAAGACCUAUGGAGCCUGCUACUUCCCUGCAUUCUUGCCCGUUAGCCUCCCUUCUCUUCUUCUUGGCCCUCAGCCUGUUUAUGCUGGUCUCAGCCCAGUUUACUGUCAUAGGACCAGCUGAGCCCAUCCUGGCCAUGGUAGGAGAGAAUACCACACUACACUGUCACCUGUCACCAGAGAGAAAUGCAGAAGGCAUGGAGGUACGAUGGUUCCGGUGGCGUUUCUCCCCUGCAGUGCUGGUGUACAGAGGCCAUCAAGAGAGACCAGAGGAGCAGAUGGUGGCAUACCAAGGAAGAACCACCUUCACGAGCACAGACAUCAGCAAGGGAAGAGUUGCGCUCAUUAUCCACAAUGUCACAGCCUACGACAACGGCAUCUACUGUUGUUACUUCCAGGAAGGCAGGUCCUAUGACCAGGCAAUCAUGAGGCUCAUGGUGGCAAGCCUUGGCUCGGAGCCGCUUAUUAAAAUGAAGACUCUUGAGGAUGGGAGCAUCCUGCUAGAGUGCACAUCUGAAGGGUGGUACCCAGAGCCCCGAGCUGUGUGGAGAGACCCCUACGAUGAAGUUGUACCUGCUCUGGAGGAAGAGUAUACAGCUGGCAGAGAGGGCCUCUUCACAGUCACCAUGACUAUCAUCAUCAGGGACUGCUCUGUGAGGAACAUGACCUGCUCCGUCAACAACACUCUGCUCAGCCAGGAGAUGGAAAGUGUGAUUCUCAUUCCAGAAUCCUUUGUGCCCAGCCUUCCUCUGUGGAUGGUGGCCAUGGCUGUCACUCUGCCUGUAGUAAUGCUGAUCGUCCUCACAUCUGGAAGCAUCUGCCUUGUUAAGAAACACCACAGGAAGAAAUUGAUUCUGUCAGCUGAAAAAGAAGCCGAAUAUGAAGAGAAGGAGACUGCACGGCAACUUCAAGAGGAACUGCGAUGGAGACGAACCCUCUUACAUGCCGCGGACGUAGUCCUGGACCCAGACACAGCUCAUCCUGAGCUCUUCCUGUCAGAUGACCAGAGAAGUGUAAUCCGUGGCCCUUCGAGGCAGAGUGUGCCUGACAACCCUGAGAGAUUUGACUGCCGCCCGUGUGUCCUGGGCAGGGAGAGCUUCUCCUCAGGGAAGCAUUUCUGGGAGGUAGAGGUGGAAAAUGUAAUGGUGUGGGCCAUUGGUGUUUGUAGAGACAGUGUUGAAAGGAAAGGGGAGGCCCUGUUGGUUCCUCAGAAUGGCUUCUGGACCCUGGAGAUGUUUGGAAGCCAGUAUCGAGCCCUGUCCUCCCCAGAAAAGAUCAUACCUCUGAAAGAGCGUCUUCACCGUGUGGCUGUGUUCCUGGACUGUGAAGGUGGAGAUAUUUCUUUCUACAACAUGAGAGACAGAUCACACAUCUACACAUGUCCUCCUGUGACCUUCACUGGGCCCCUGAGACCCUUCUUUAGGCUUGGUUCUGAUGACAGUCCCCUGUUCAUCUGUCCGGCAUUCACCGGAGCACAGGGAGUUACAAUACCCGAGGGUGGCUUAUUCCUAUAUAGGACAAGACCAGUUUCUCAGAACCUUAUAAGGAAGCCAUAGCUCUCAUCACAGUACCAUCUGGUGGAGACCAGACCCUGUGUCCUUCAGGUCACGUGGAGCACCUUCCAGCUGCCGCCUUCACAUAUGCUUCAGGCCCAGGCCACAGAUCACUGCAUCAUUUCUUCUAACCAUGGGCCUAGGUAGACCCAGUCUUAGGGGACUAUAGCUGUGAUACAGCUCUCCCCUGAGAAGAAAGUGUGAGAAGGGCUGAAAACGUGGGAGAGUCAACAUGAUGUGCUGGUCACAGUGGACGUUAGGCAAGAGCAAUAGGGUGCAUCAGGGUGUAAGAGGAGAGAACUGCAGAGGAAGGAGACCGAUAAAGACAAAUGGGAGGCCAAAGGAGGAGGAUAUGGACUGGAGAGCUCCAGGGUAGGCGCUAUAUGACAGCCGUGGGUAGGUGGGAGCUGAUGGUCCACUGAUAUCCAAAACCAAACGUUUAAAUAUCACAGAAUAUGGCUGGAGUGUAUCUGUAGACCUACACAGGAGAGGAAAUGAUCAUAGUGUAAGCUGGCUCAGAUGUCCCUACAGUAAACACUCACUUCUGAGUUCCGUGUCUGUGCUCAGGAAGAAUGGCUUGAGGCUUGAGGUCCACGCUGAGCAGCCAGGUCCCUAUGACUCAGAUUUACUUGAGGUAGCAGCAGUUCAAGUUCCUUAGGCUCGGGAUGUCUUUCCCCAAAGCUCUUCCCCCUUCAAGAUAGGGUCUCACGAUGCAGACCAGGCCAGCCUCCACCUCCAGAGCGCACAGCCGGCUUAUGAGCUUAGGAUACAGAAAGACUAAGCUCCUGUGUUCUCGGGUGAACUCCUGUUGAGAUUUGUUUGGUCCUUCUCUUGAGUCACGCUCUCACUGUGCAGCACGGUUCUUGACUUCCUCUCCCCAUCUUUUGGUUAUUGUUGAUUUUUUUUUCAAGACAGGGUUCCACUGUGUAUUUCUGGCUGUCCUGGAACUCACUACGUGCAGUAAGCUGAUCUUGAACUCACAGAGAUCUGCCUCUGCCUCCUGAGUGCUGGGAUUAAAGGUGUGUUUCACUACGCCUGGCUUCACUCUAUCUCUUCAGUGUGGGAGUUAUAGGCUUAUACUGUCAGGCCUAACUAAUGUCUGUUGCUGCUUAUGACAUGUAUGUAUUAACAGAACAGAAAAAUAACUACAUGUAUGUACUGAUAGAUAUUAAACCAAUAAUAA